Molecule: messenger RNA, 2547 nt
Organism: Mizuhopecten yessoensis (Yesso scallop)
Lineage: Eukaryota; Metazoa; Mollusca; Bivalvia; Pectinida; Pectinidae
Product: fibrillin-2-like
Exons: 13
Coding region: 161-2173 (670 amino acids)
Molecular function (GO): calcium ion binding
Source: RefSeq, a predicted model, not a curated record
AGUGUGUACUCGCUCUCAGAUCUCGCGUGUACACUCAAAAACGGAUAUGAACGAUUCGGCAAGAUUUUUGACUUCGGAGGAAACAUAAGCCACCUAGGAUUAAUAUAGGCCUAUCGAGGAUAAACCAAAUCAGCUGCGUUUCAGAAAUCGAUCGAGGUAAAUGGGGAAAAUACUGUUUUUCUUGCUGUGUCUGUCAAGGUUUGUUGGAGUUGUGAGUAGCCUGCUCUAUGUGGGGCCGGAUCUUGACUUUGGACAGGGUGCCCAGAGUAGCGGGGCGGGGUACUACAUGUUGGACGGGGUCACUCUCCCGUCUGGGACCAUCAUGCGACUGGAGUUCUUUGUUGACCGUAGCAUUUCGUGGUCACCAUUCACACUAACCAUAUUCCGUCCGAUUGGAGACUCGUCCACCACGACACAGUACCGGAUCGUGGGGAUCUACCCUAUUACAGCACAGCCUUCUGUCGAAACGGGGAUUACCGGGCAAAACUUCAACAGUGCUGACUACAUAGUUGUGAGUGCGGGCGAUCAUCUUGCCUUUUACAACAGCCUCCAGGCCGUGUCCAUCACGGCUCAGUUUAACGGCACUGCCAGUCUGAGCACCCGGUUCUCCGUCCCAUCCAACCCUGUCCCGGCCGUCGGGGAAACCAUCACUAUUGACAGGGUGGGGCUGGGUCCCACAUUCUACUCGCUACGGGUGAUGAUGGAUGAAUCCAACAAUGCAGUGACCACGUGCCAGGGAGGAGGCUUCAGCGUGUGCAACCAGCUGUGUACUGAUGACGUCACAGGAUACUACUGCAGCUGUGACGCCCUCUACCAACUGGACCCCACAGAUAAUGCCACGUGUGUGGCCAUACCACGCACAUGUGUAAAUGAUGGGAACAACUUUUGUGAUCACAACUGUACAGACACGGGAGUUGGAUAUGUGUGUUUGUGUAUGCCUGGAUUCACUCUACAAAGUAACGGCUAUUCUUGUGUGGACGAUGACUCAAGUGCGGUCGUCGGGGAGCAGGGCAGAACCGGUGUGAAAGGUGAAAGAGGACUACAGGGACAAAUGGGUCAACAGGGUAUUGCCGGAACAACGGGACCAACGGGUCCACAGGGUUCAACUGGUGUACAAGGAACUCAAGGGGCUACAGGGUUGGCGGGUUCAGUGGGUCCCAAGGGCUCCACAGGAGCCAACGGAACACAGGGAGAUGUCGGAGACCAAGGGGCGAAUGGGGAGAAAGGGUCCGUCGGUCCCGUUGGAUUUACCGGCCCAAUCGGUCCGAUUGGACUUGUCGGAGCCACAGGCUUACCGGGCAUAAAUGGACUAAAUGGCGUCGCAGGUCAAAAGGGCGAAAGGGGCGAUACAGGUGCGACUGGUCAGUCCGGAAGUAACGGCGGACAAGGUAUCCAGGGUGCUGAAGGGAAGACGGGAGAGACUGGACCAAUGGGAAAUACAGGCCCCAAGGGAGAUCAAGGAUUCAUGGGCAUGGUGGGUCUCACUGGUCCCAUGGGAGCCACCGGACAACAGGGACCUAUAUAUCAAGAAACAGACGAAUGUCAGACAAACCACAUGUGUGAACAGAACUGUGUGAACACUAUCGGGGGCUACUACUGCACCUGCAAUGCUGGUUAUACUCUCAGGGCUGCAGACAACAUGACGUGUGCCGAGUCGCAGGAGUGUCUUGUACAGAACGGCAACUGUCAGCAAACAUGUACAGAGAGAACCGGCGGGUACGUGUGCAGCUGUAUCGGUGGUUACGACCUGGGUCCAGACAGGCAUUCAUGUAUAGACCGAAAUGAGUGUUCUAACUCUACACUGGGAGGCUGUAUCUCCAAUGAGAUGUGUGUAAACACCCCCGGAAGUAGUAUGUGUGUACCCUCUUCCCCGGAUACCGCGGCCGUUUUGGCCUGCUCAAAAGCGGAGUCCCUGAGGGUAAAUGAAUGUCAAUACAGUAAUGGACUGGUCAGCGGCAAUACUGUCAUAGGGUUUAUUGUGUGGCUGAUCUUGCUGACCAUCCUUGUCCUGGGAAUCCUGGGUUGUGUCCUGUGUAUAAACAACAACAGAAGGAGAUAUAGUAAGGGUUACGACAGGAGAUCCGACUACUGGGAGGACAAGUCGGGAACCGCCCCUACACGGUUCAGUAGCAUCCGGACCAGGUUACCGGAAUCUAACUAUACGUACUACUGAACAGUGCUAUUUAACAGUGUAUGUACUUUUUAUUAACAGAGGUUUUUAAGUUCACUAGAAGUCAUACAAAGUGGUUAUUUUCAUAUUUUGUAUAUGAUCUGGGAGGAAGUAUACGUAGUAUGUAUACUAUUUAAGCUAAUCGUGCAAAGAUGAUUAACAAAAGAAGUCCUGCUCACGGGGCCGGUCAAUGAUGUAGGUGUAUUUUAUAUCAAAUAGAUAUAUUUCUGUUUUUAAGGUAGAAAGGAAAAGCCACUCUAUACGUCCAAUAUCGGACAUGGAAUAGCAAAUACCCAAAGAAUUAAAUGAUUUCUUUUUUGCGCUGAAAAUAACUAUACAUAUUUAUCACAUACCUGUUGAAUCUUGUUAUAGUAAUA